AGUGCCAAAAUUCACUUACAACUUCUCUUCCAUUUCUCCCAUUGCCCCAACGGUCACUUCCUCUCCUUCCUUCUUAAACCCCUCUUCUCUCUCUCUCUCUCUAAAACCCCCCAUUCUCCAACACUCUCUCUCUAAAAUGCCGAUCGGUUUCUCCCUCUUUCUCCUCAUUCUUCUCAUUCCCUGCACCGCCCCACAUCCCUCACGCCCCUCCAUAAGGGAUCAGAGCGCCGCCGCCUCAGAGCUCUGGUGCGUCGCCAAGAACAACGCUGACGACGCCUCUCUCCAAUCAGCCCUCGACUGGGCCUGCGGCGCCGGCGGCGCUGACUGUUCCCCAAUCCAGCCCGGCGGCUCCUGCUACGACUCCACUGACGUCCAGAACAUGGCCUCCUUCGCCUUCAACGAUUACUUCAGGAAACACGGCAUGACCGACGACAGUUGCUUCUUUCAAAACUCCGCCGCUAUCACCUCCUUAAACCCUAGCUUCGGAAAUUGCAGAUUCCCAUCUAGUGUGUUGAGAAAUGGGAAUUUCUCAAGCCAAACGACAUCGGUAGGGAUUGAGCCGAGUGAAGACUUAAGCGGAUCGCCUCGGACUUCGGGUCGGGCGUGGGUUUGGCCCGUGGUAAUCGGGUAUUUAUUCUUGAGAAGUAUGUAAGAUCAAAACUUUUGCCCUUCUAGUUUUUGUGUAUUGAUUGAUUAUCAUCUCCCACAUGUGGGUGUGAUUUGUAUUACAAUUUUAGAAUUUAGAAUUUUGUGUGUUUAUUUUUUAUUAAUUUAAAAGUCAUUUCGAUUCUAAA
This is a messenger RNA of Cucumis sativus (cucumber), 794 nucleotides long. Its product is annotated as PLASMODESMATA CALLOSE-BINDING PROTEIN 5. Bases 137 to 652 code for a protein of 171 amino acids. Lineage: Eukaryota; Viridiplantae; Streptophyta; Magnoliopsida; Cucurbitales; Cucurbitaceae. The transcript has 3 exons. The record is from RefSeq and is a predicted model, not a curated record.